UCAGUUGGACAGCAGCGAGACACACCAAGUGAAUUUUAUACUGCGUACAAUUCAGAUUUCCGAGAAUGCCUUUCGAAAGAGACCCAUAUCCAUACCCGAAAUACGAAAAUGACAUCAACUUCACCGGGGUAAAGCCGCAGCAGAGCAUGCGUUACACCAGACCAGCUCAUUUAGCCCAAAACGACCAGCCCUGGAAUCGCCUGAAUGACUGCGCUACUCUGGCCAGCAUUAGACGCAGCGUCAUGUAUUAUGAUGAAGAGGCCCCAAAGGACAGCUUGGAUUUACACCUCAAGGCCAUGUAUGACCACCACCUUGAGUUCUUAAGGAAUAAAAAUGAGACUCUUUUCCAGAGAGAGACCCUCACAGAGGAUCAUGGGAGAAUUCUGAAAAACCGGGUGAGGGAGGCACCCCCAGAUUUUGUCCUUGAGAAAUCACAACUGAGAGAGUGGAUCAACUCCCAGAAGCCAUCCAUUCACACCAUAGAGGGAACAAUAGAAAGUCACCACAAUGCCUCUACAAACAGGGGUUACUCGAGAAAGCACGACGGCGGAUUCUACUCGAUUUAAACUCUCGAAUCUGUCAUACCCCUAGGAUCACUUUGUGAA
Messenger RNA from Megalops cyprinoides (Indo-Pacific tarpon), 605 nucleotides. RefSeq names its product chromosome 7 C1orf194 homolog (gene cfap276). The transcript is spliced from 5 exons. Bases 66 to 566 code for a protein of 166 amino acids. Lineage: Eukaryota; Metazoa; Chordata; Actinopteri; Elopiformes; Megalopidae. The record is from RefSeq and is a predicted model, not a curated record.